AUGUUUGGACAACCACCUCGUUCAGAUUCAGAAUUUUGGAAACUUGUGGGACAAAAUGGAAUUGAUGAUGAAGAAGAUUUACCAACACCAGUAGCUGAAUUAGACAAGGAAACACUGGAUAAUAAAAAAGAUGAUACGAUUAAUUCUGCUGAUGUUAUUGAUAGUGAUGUGGUUAAAAUUGUUGAAAAAUUAUCUGAUGAUGUUGUUUCCAGUUCCAAAGUUUAUUUAGCUACAGCAAAUAAAAAAAUGAAACAAUAUAAAGAUAGUAUAAAUAGUUUAGCAGAUAAAUUUAAUUUAAAUGAUUGUGUUGGAGUUCCAAUUCUUACGGUUGAUAGAACAAAUACCGAUUAG
Messenger RNA from Didymodactylos carnosus, 351 nucleotides. Lineage: Eukaryota; Metazoa; Rotifera; Eurotatoria; Philodinida; Philodinidae. The record is from the annotation of a GenBank genome assembly.